AUGACUGCUGCCGAUGGCCCUCUCCAGCGAGGGGACGGUGACGUCCGAGGCGGUCUCAUGGGCUUUUACGAGCCACUUCCAAUGUUGUGCUUUCACACGGUCGUCAUUGCCGAUAACCGCGUUGUGACUGCGCUGGCGACGGAGCACGCCGAUCUCUGGCGAGCGUUCAAGGGCGGGCUUAAGGGUUGGCUCACGAACUUUGUCGUCAUGGCUGAAUUCGGCUUGCGCUUCGGUCGUGACAGGCCUGUGUGGUCGACCUGGCUUGAUUGCAUUUGCCAAUGCGUUGUGUGUCCCGCAGGCAAUAACGAUCUUGGGUUGAGGAUCACGCUCUGGUUGAGGGCCCCUUUAUCUCUGGCACAUCCAUGCAAAUGA
Molecule: messenger RNA, 372 nt
Organism: Microdochium trichocladiopsis
Lineage: Eukaryota; Fungi; Ascomycota; Sordariomycetes; Xylariales; Microdochiaceae
Exons: 2
Coding region: 1-372 (123 amino acids)
Source: RefSeq, a predicted model, not a curated record